UAUUAUUAUUAUUUGAACUAGCUAUAUGAUCCUCCCAUCUUGUUUAUCGAAAUGACUAUUUUAGUUUUGUUCCUUUACACCUGCAUUAGUAGUAGUGUCUUAGUAAUUUAUGUGCUGAUUAACCAGCUUUUCACUCGCAACAUAAACCGCCUCCCCCCAGGUCCAACCCCAUGGCCCAUAGUUGGAAACUUACCACACAUUAACGGACCGAUACCACACCACUCGUUGGCGACCUUGGCCAAAAAGUAUGGUCCGUUGAUGCACCUGCGCCUCGGGUGUGUUAACGUGGUGGUGGCCGAGUCUGCAUCCGUCGCCGAGCAAUUUCUAAAAGCUCAUGACACGAAUUUUGCCAGUAGACCACCAAACUCUGGAACAAAGCAUAUAGCGUACAAUAAUCGAGAUUUAGUGUUUGCACCUUACGGUCCAAGGUGGCGAAUGCUUAGGAAGAUUUGCUCCCUUCAUCUGUUUUCCGCUAAAGCACUAGAUGACUUCCGUCAUGUUCGAGAGGAAGAGGUAGCGAUACUCACGCGAGUACUUUUAGUCCAUGCGUCACCGGUGAAACUAGGCCAACUACUGAACGUGUGCACUACAAACACUUUAGCACGGGUAACGUUAGGCCGGAGAGUAUUCGCUGACGGAAUCGAAGGAGUCGACCCAAAGGCGGAUGAGUUCAAAGACAUGGUAGAUGAGCUCAUGGUGUUGGCUGGUGAAUUCUACAUAGGUGAUUACAUUCCAGCACUUGAUAGGCUAGAUUUCCAAGGGAUCACAAAGAAGAUGAAGAUACUUCAUGCACGAUUCGAUAAGUUUCUUAGCAUGAUCCUAGAUGAACAUAAAAUCGAAAACGAUGCCAGUCGUGUUGACCUGCUGACCACGUUGAUUUCACUCAUGAAUGGUGAUGAUGAUGGCGAAGAAGGAAAACUUUCAGACAUUGAAAUCAAAGCUUUGCUCUUGAACUUAUUCACAGCGGGAACGGACCCACCAGCUAGUACCGUGGAAUGGGCAAUGGCCGAACUCAUUCGCCAACCAAAAAUACUGAAAGAGGCACGCGAAGAAUUGGAUAAAGUCGUUGGUCAGGACCGGCUUGUAACUGAAUUGGACUUGAACCGGCUAACAUUCCUCCAAGCCAUUGUGAAGGAGACGUUAAGGCUCCACCCUACAACGCCACUCUCCCUUCCAAGGCUUGCGUUAGAGAGCUGUGAGGUCAAUGGGUAUCACAUUCCUAAAGGAUCCACACUUCUUGUUAAUGUGUGGGCCAUAGCCCGUGACCCCAAAAUGUGGGCGAACCCACUUGAGUUUAGACCCAGUCGAUUUUUACCUGGGGGCGAAAAGCCUGAGGCAGAUGUUAAGGGAAAUGAUUUUGAGAUCAUACCAUUUGGGUCCGGGAGAAGAAUGUGUGCGGGUAUGAGACUAGGGAUGAGAAUGGUCCAAUUGCUAAUUGCAACAUUGAUCCAAACCUUUGAUUGGGAAUUGGCUAGUGGGUUAGAGCCGGAGAAACUCAACAUGGAAGAGUCCUUUGGGCUAACACUUCAAAGGGCCGAACCCUUAAUGGUGCACCCAAGGCCGAGGCUAGCUCCCCAAGUAUAUGAAAGUGGUUAAGAACAGAAGUACACUACAAUGAUAUUUUGUCUUUUGUUUUGCAAAGGUGUGAACUGGAAUAAUUAAUUUGUGUUUAAAUGAUUUUGUGAUUUUGUAAUUUGAAUUGUAAGUCUAUAUUGGUUUCUAUAUUAUGCUUCGGAACCUUUUAUCAAAAUCUUUAUUAACUA
This is a messenger RNA of Erigeron canadensis, 1763 nucleotides long. Its product is annotated as flavonoid 3'-monooxygenase-like. Lineage: Eukaryota; Viridiplantae; Streptophyta; Magnoliopsida; Asterales; Asteraceae. The transcript is spliced from 3 exons. The record is from RefSeq and is a predicted model, not a curated record. Gene Ontology annotation, molecular function: iron ion binding; monooxygenase activity; heme binding. The coding region runs from base 52 to 1596 and encodes 514 amino acids.